CAUUUGGGAAAUACAUACACACAUGCUGCAGCAUGAUUGCCAAUUACAUGCAGAUCACCAUAAAUACAUUUUUAGUUUAAGUAAUAAUUACAAAAACAUGUUCAUACGUUUUCAUUUUUGAAUUCCACACGAACCUCCCAAGACCUCCCAAGUUGAAUUUUUGGCGGUUUACAUUAUUAACUUCAUUUGGCAUUUAAAAAGGCUCCCAAAAUGUAUUUUUUUAAAUAUUUUGUUAUUAUGUCGUAAACACACACAUUUUAUACCGAACCUAAAAUGGUACUUGUGUUUUUUAUAAUGUCUUCUUUAUCUAUAUUCAUAUGGAUAUGUAUGCUGUAUUUUGUGGUUGACACCUGAAAAUAAUGGUCAAAGGACCGAGAAAGCCGACAUAUUCAAAUAAACUAGUAGUAACUUUGUAUAAGUAUUAAACCUGUAGAUGGCGCUGACGGGCACGUCCACGGUUCCCUACAAAAGAGGAAGACGCGUGUUUCUUUUUCGUGAACUCAAACAUGGCGGCCGCCAGGAGGCUCAAGCGCGUGGUGGCCUCACAGCCAGGUUUUUUAAGUUUAAAUGACUCUGGUUCUGCAGGCGGAAUUACUUGUCGACGAAAACGCGUGAACAAGAAUAAGAAAAAGAACUGGAACAAAAACAGCGACAUCAACGAUGUGGAGGAUUUCUUAGAGGACAUCAGACAUCAAGAGAGGACCACCGGUGGCCUGUUGUCUGAGAAGUCAGACGAUAGCUUGUUCUUUUUGGAUGUUGGACAGAAACAGAAAGAUGACGGUAAAGUACCAAAUGAGGUGGAGGGGAAGAAGAGGAAAGGGAGGUCACAGCACCCACUCAGGAUAGACUUAAUCCUGCAGCAUGGUUCACACAUCCCACCAGUUAAAGAUGUGCUUUGCCACCAACAACCCAAUGCCAAGAAACUUCGUCGUCGUGCCCAGAAGGCAGAGCAUCUGGCAGCCAAAGGCAUAGUUCCACGGAAGCUGAGGAAGCAGCUCAACAGGAAGCCAGUGAACACAAGAGCCAGAAAGGCAGUGACGGAGGCCAACAAUAAUCCAAACAGAGAAUAUUAUGACAUUUGGAGUCAAGAACUCUGUGAAACAACCAAAGAUUCAGCAGAUUCGUGGUACCUUCAGCAGACAGGCAAGAAGCGAGUCAAGCGCCCAGAGAAAUUGAAUGAGAAGCCGUCUGUGCUCCCUGCGGUGGAAGUGAUUGCUCCUGGAGGUUCCUACAACCCAGACUUCUUCUCCCAUCAAGCUUUACUGCAAGAGGCCCACGAUGUGGAAGUCAAGAAACAGAAGGCGGAAGACAAAAUUGAGAGACGGCUGGCUGUCAACAAAGACGACCUAGUGACCGCGGAGGUCAUAUUUCAAGAGCAAGUGGAAGGCCUGGUGGAGGAGAAUGAAGAAGAAACCCCUCCUAAUGAGGAGGAGGAAGCGGAAGAUGGGGCUGGAGGUGCCAUCGCACUGGCAGAGAAGAAGACUGAGAAACAAAGGAAAAAACAGAAGGCAGAAAAAAUAAAGGAGCAACAGCGGCUAGCUCUCAGAAAGAUGACUAACAAGAGACAGCAGCUUUUCCAGCUUCGCUCCAUCAGAGCCACCAUCAAACAGCAAGAACAAAGGACCUUUGCAAGGCAGAAACUACGGAAGGCCAAGAUGGAAGCCCAGAAAUCUCAGCCCAGACGCCUCGGCAAACUCAAGUUUCAGGCUCAGGACCUUGAGGUCAAGCUGAGCGAUGAGCUUACCAGUUCACUGCGACAACUGAAGCCAGAGGGCAGCGUCCUCAAGGACCGCUUCAAGAGUCUGCAGAAGAGGAACCUCAUCGAACCCAGAGAGAGAGCCAAGUUCAAGAGGAGGUACAAGCUGAAGUAUGUGGAGAAGAGAGCUUUCAGAGAAAUCACUUUUACGCCACCAACCUCGGGAGCAACCACAUGAUGGAAUUAUGUGGAUACACAACUCUGACAUUUUACGAUUCUCAUCCGGUGUCAUUUUGCCUUAAGUUUGUCAGUUGCCCAUCAUGACCUUGUAAUGAUGCUUGUGUUGAGUGGCUGUGCUGCCUGACGUCAAAGCUUGGCAAUCAAAAGGCACUUGUCCUGCAGUUUUGUUUAGUUUUCACCCUUUUUGCAGCAAUGUUUAUAUUAAACUAAUCUUAAAAAAAAUAUAUAUAUAUAUAUAUAUAUAGGGGGGUUUGACUUUAACUAAUCGAUAAUACAUACAAACAUAAUGCAUAACAUUUGAAUUUAAAGAAUGCAUGCUGUAGGAAGGUGGCUUGUGACAACUCGUUGGGCUCACUGGCUUAAAAGCAUAAGUCGGUGUGCUGCCGAGGUGAACAAGGCUCUUUUCUGGUAAUUGGUGUGAAAUUAUAGUCUCCUUCGGAUAUACGCACCCUUGGAAAACUGCACUGUGGCACAAAGUUGUCUCACAAUUCAACUCCACCGGUGCACUCUCCAUUAUUGAACUAUGAAGCCGUAAUAAACAUUGUGAACUCCGUCGAGUGUGUCUUGCACAGCCUCUAUUGGAACGUCAUCAGCGGUCCCCAACCUUUUUCGACCCAUGGACCGGGAGGACGUUCGUACAUCCUAGCGAUCUAAUUUAUCGUAUUAUUGCGUAAAACUAAGACAGGAGCAACAUGAAAUUAAAAGUACAAAAUGAAUACAGACCCACCAUCCACCAGUCCGAGCCUGGAGUUUGUUUUAUGUCGCUGUUUGAUGUUUGUGGUAAAAGUCUGUGUGCUAGCAUGAAUUAACGAGGUUGUGCACCAACAAAUAUGCACAUUAGUACUCAAUAACGUCAACACAACUUACCUUUAUGCAUUCCCACUUGGCAUUAGCAUCUAAGACCAAAUUUGAGGUGUAAGAAAAUACAAAGUCUAUCUGUGCAGCGGCACAAAGUUAGCACACACAAUGGUGUGUUCAAGGACCGUUGAACAAAGUGAUAUAAGUCACUACUCGCAACAAACUAAGUGCAAAAACUAUGGUAUUUAUAACUAUUUUUAACAUAAAAUGACAAAAUUUGUAUGCAUUUACAUAAAAUUGGAUGUAGUCCUUUACAAAUGUUUUUUAUUUUAAAUCAUUGGACCUGAAAGCUUUCUGCGACACAGUGGUUGGAGACCCCUGUUAUACUGUAGAUAACAUGUGUCUUAAAUCCACUAAAUCAGAUUCUCACCCUACUUACAUGGUGCCCGCUGCAGGUAGUCUGGGUGAGGUUGGGCCGCAUCCAGUAUUCUGCAAAAAAAAUGGGGUUUCAAGUAUUAAAGCACCACUCAUCCAAACAUUUUGCAACAUGCACAGGUUCUUAGAACAAAACUUAUCUUGCAUACUCCUAGCGGCCAGGCUUCGUCUUACACAGCAUCGCUAGCAGUGCUCUUGGCUUCCCAGCAUACCUUCCGGCACUUGUUUUGUGAAAUAUUAUGUUUGGAGUUUAUUCGUCUGCCAUGUGUGUUUACCUACCUGUCCAUGUUGUGCGGUUUGUGUGCUCACACUGAUGGAAGUCUGUGUUGAGUUUGGUGUCCCCCGUUCAUUUCACUUUGACAAGUUUGCUGCGAGUUUAGUGUUUUCUAUCGCUUGCCCUAUUGGAGCUCAAGUGCCUCUUGCCAGCUACUGUGGGACAUCAAUAAAGCAAACGUUUGUCAAGUCGGGUGCACACAAAAUGGCAAUUGCAGCCUAUGAGCUGCAAUUUUGAUACCGCUGCAUAACAUAAUCCUAUACCACUGUGCAUGUUUUAGGAAAUAAGAGCCUGCAUUAUUCAUAUGCACUAGAAAUAUCAAAAUGUGUAAAGGCACCAGAAGAAAAGCACCAUUAGCGUCAAGGUGAUAAAUUAGUUUGUACCGGGGUCAGAAUGCAGCAGCUUUAUUGAACCAUCAUGCAUGGUUGUUGUACACAACACAAACACAAUUUAGGAUGAUUUGGUGUUUUUGCAGCACAUUUGUGUCACAUUCCAGUAUAAAGUACCUAGCACUCUGUUGCUCAAAGGCACUGUGGUAGGUGUAAAAGGGGUACGUAUGGGCUUGGGCUAGUUUUCUUCCCCGUGUUUCCGACCAACCAACACUGCUAUCACUAGUUUCCUAAAACCAGUAGUCGGGAAGAGUAAGAGCAUUGAAAACUGCUUUAGGGAAAUCAAUUUGUUUUUGUAUGCUCAUGCCAGACAAACAGAUGGCAGCCAAUUUGUUUGUGUUUUUCUGUCCCGUUUUCCCUUUUUUUUUUUUUUUUUUUUUUUGCUUCUCGUCUUCACGUGGGAGGCACAGUGCUGCCAGAUUGUUUUGGGAUUGGGUGGAACAGCGUAUUUGUGUGUAGGUGUGUUUUUGUGUGUUGUAGUCACUCAUUACCAAAUACGGUCACAUGACCCUCAGCUUAUUUGCUGCACAAUGACAGGAUUUGGCCCAGUGUGCCCCUGCCUGUCUCACCUCUGGACUGUGUUGGGUUCACAGAUGCUGUGCUCGCCAGAGUCCGGCACACUGGAGCACGAUGGCAUGCUCCAGAUGUCAGCUGCAGCCAGCUGAGUUCAACGGUAGCAACACACUGCACACAAAAAGCAUCUGCUUGCACAAAAAUACAAUGCUACUGCUAGCACAUCAUGCUUGUCCAAUAUCCACUCCACUUUUACACAAGUUGAUUCCGUCUUGUGUGUGCUUUUUGCAAUAAAACGGCUUUUACAAGAUGGGAAAGGAUGCAUCUGAGGGGCCAAAAGAAAACAUUUUUCAGAAAGGAAUACACCCACUGGCCAAUCUGAUCUUUAUAGCAUCAUCUUUAUAGCUGCAGCAACAAUUUAGCAAAAGUAAUAAUGCUCAGUAUACACCGACACUUCAUACUGCUUAAAUUGCUUUACACUGAGUGCUGUUUCUAACCUUUUAGUUAGGCAGUCAAAAUAUGUUUAUCUCUGAACAUUUCUGGAUUUUGUUGACAAUUACAGCAUUGGAGGUGGGCGGUACGACACAUUUGUAAGUAAAUACAAGGUCAGUAUCACCCUACGCAUGCUUUUUACUUGGACAUGUUCCAAGACCAUUGAAUGAUUUUUGUCCUUAAUUUGUUGAUCAUGAUUGGAAUCAGAAAAAAAUCUUGACACAAUUUAAGCAAAGAACAAUUUGAACAACACAUUAAAAAACAUUUGUGGAAAUAAACUGAUGAAAACGGAAAAAUGCCUCACCACAUUGGUAUCAAUCCAAUACUGAUACUAUGCUGCAGAGCCGGCCGGCCCAUUAGGCAAUAUAGGGGGAUGUUAAGGGUGCCGUG
Messenger RNA from Dunckerocampus dactyliophorus (ringed pipefish), 5227 nucleotides. RefSeq names its product NOP53 ribosome biogenesis factor (gene nop53). The coding region runs from base 507 to 1934 and encodes 475 amino acids. Gene Ontology annotation, cellular component: nucleolus. Gene Ontology annotation, biological process: ribosomal large subunit assembly; rRNA processing. Lineage: Eukaryota; Metazoa; Chordata; Actinopteri; Syngnathiformes; Syngnathidae. The transcript is spliced from 12 exons. The record is from RefSeq and is a predicted model, not a curated record. Gene Ontology annotation, molecular function: 5S rRNA binding.